Messenger RNA from Meloidogyne enterolobii, 1062 nucleotides. NCBI's taxonomy places the organism in Eukaryota, Metazoa, Nematoda, Chromadorea, Rhabditida, Meloidogynidae. The record is from the annotation of a GenBank genome assembly.
AUGCUGAGAUCAAAAUUUAUUGUUUAUUGUAUAGCUUUCCAGUCAUUAUGGGGUGCCACUUCCUACAUUGUUGGCAACAUAAUAGGUUCUGGUAUAUUUAUAACACCCACGACAAUUUUAAAUAAUGUUCACUCUGUUGGGGCUUCUUUGUUAAUUUGGAUUUUGGCUGGAAUUAUAGCUACUUUGGGCGCUUUGUGUUAUGUUGAAUUAGGGACGAGUAUUAGAAAAUCUGGCGGUGAUUUUGCUUAUUUGUGCCAUGUUAGAUGGACAGCGAUUGCUUUUUCUUUUAUGUCCUGUGCUUGUAUUUUUACUAAUCCGGGGACUAUGGCUAUACAGAUGGAGACAUUUUCUGAAUAUGUUAUUCAAGGACUUAAGUUAGAAUUUUGUAAUUCAUCAACACGUUUUAUUGUAAAUAAACUUAUAUCAUUCAGUCUUAUUCUACUCCUAUAUUUUCUCAAUUGUUUCUCAGUUCGAGCUGUUGUAGCUAGAUUCCAAAUGGUGGCUAUGGGAGCUAAAGUUAUUGCUAGCGGAAUUAUUGUUAUUUGUGGAAUUGUUGUUUGGUUAAGCUUAGGUGUCCAAUCUGAUAAUUUCAAAGAACCUUUUGCCCACAGUAAUUUUUACCCUGGCAGUGUUGCUUUGGCAUUAUUCUCCGGACUUUUUAGUUAUGAUGGAUGGGAUAUUUUAAAUUAUGGAGCUGAGGAUGUUAAAAAGCCUAGAAGAGUAAUGCCUUUUGCUAUAAUUGUUGGCAUGUCUACUUGCGCAGCACUUUAUAUAACAAUGAAUUUAUCUUACUUUGUUGUUUUAUCGGUCCCUGAAGUACAAUCUUCUAAUGCUACUUUUGCCGAAAAAACUUUGGGAAGUCAAUUUAAAUAUGCAAUGCCCUUCCUUGUCUGUAUUGUCCUUAUUGGUUCUUUAAAUGCAACUCUUUUUGGUGGAAGUCGCUAUCUUUGGGCAUCUGCACGUGAAAGGCAUUUUCCCUCCUUUAUUUCGUGCAUAAAUAGAGAACAUGACAGUCCUAGAGCUGCUCUUUUUGUUCAUGUUUGUUUGUUUACGUACUGUUAA